Messenger RNA from Dermacentor silvarum, 2403 nucleotides. Its product is annotated as nascent polypeptide-associated complex subunit alpha, muscle-specific form-like. The transcript has 5 exons. The record is from RefSeq and is a predicted model, not a curated record. NCBI's taxonomy places the organism in Eukaryota, Metazoa, Arthropoda, Arachnida, Ixodida, Ixodidae. The coding region runs from base 1 to 2403 and encodes 800 amino acids.
AUGGGUGAUUCUACAUCGUUGCCUGAACUCGCCCCCGAGAUGGGCGACGACAUCUUGCAGGGCGUAGCCGAGUUACGGCCCGGCAGCCCUCAGGCACGCUCACGCGCCCUGAACCUCCUACUGAAGGAGGCGAGCCGCAUGUUCCCGUUGCCCCAGGCCAGCCAAGAUGGGACACCUAAGCGGCUCUCGCCCGCCUUCCUCAAAGGAGCCGCUCGGAGAACCCGCGGUGCCCGCAGGAUCCCGCGGCGGCACCUCACAAUGACCGAGCUGCAAAGCCCGGCCGAACGGGACGACACCACCCCAUCAUCGUCCUCCCCAUCCAGCAGCCGCACGAGCUCCUCGUCGCCAGCUCACGGCGUCGACUCCGCCGCAUCAUCGUCGACCAGCAGGCCGUCGUCUCCCUUCGCCGGCUCCUCUACCUGCUCGCCGGCAGCCUCCCCCCUGGACCUCGGAAGCGAAACAGGGGAAGACACCGAGCCGCCGUCUCCUACCGAGGGGGACCCUGGAACUCCUGAGCGACCCCAACCCCGCGACGGCCAUACGCCGUCACCUUCCUCUGCCCCACGCGGGGAGGCGGCGGCGGACGGCACUGCGGGACACGACGCCCCGGAUCUCGGACGCCCCCCCACCACCCCGCUCGAUGGCGAGCACACGCCGGCCGCCGAGUCACUCCCGCGGGCGGGUGUCAUGACAACGAGAGCAGCACCCCCCGAUCGCCGGCUGCCUCGUAUUCCUCGUGGAUCGCCGGGGCGGACGGCGCCGCAGGGCAGCAACAGCGCGGCUUCUCUCCAUUCCUGCCACCCAUCCCCGAGGUUGCUGAGCCAGAGGAGAGCCGACCCCCCGGCGGACGGCACUGCGGGACACGACGCCCCGGAUCUCGGACGCCCCCCCACCACCCCGCUCGAUGGCGAGCACACGCCGGCCGCCGAGUCACUCCCGCGGGCGGCCGAGGAUGAAGGCGCGGGCGGGUGUCAUGGCGAACCUGCCCCCGACAACGAGAGCAGCACCCCCCGAUCGCCGGCUGCCUCGUAUUCCUCGUGGAUCGCCGGGGCGGACGGCGCCGCAGGGCAGCAACAGCGCGGCUUCUCUCGAUUCCUGCCACCCAUCCCCGAGGUUGCUGAGCCAGAGGAGAGCCGACCCCCGUGCGCCAUCGUGACGGGCGCCAGCCCCGCGGCUGCGCCGGUUUCUGGCACCACGGCGCAUGCGCCAACAAGCCCCUCCCACCUGCGGCCUGUAGCAGACGACGGAGCGCACGGGGGCCCCUCUCCGCUCGCUCCCUCGCAGCGGCUCAGCGCGUCAUCUCCCCCGCGCUCUGCAAAGCAGAAAAAAAAAAGAAAUAGAAGGGGAAAAACAACAACAGCCGCGCGCGCUCGGGCGCUCCUGCUGCGGGCCAUGACGGCGUGCCCCCGGGGCUCUGCCGGAGGCAACCCGACCCAUCUGCUGGGGCCGCGCCCAAAGCCCUCCGCACCCUCGAGGGUGCCCGCCACCGUGUCUCCCACGCCAGAAGAUCCAGCCAGCUGCCAAACGGUCCUGUACAGACCUACGAGCAGGAAGGCGCAUUUCCUGGCAACAUCGCGCGAUGCGAUCGCCGCCUUCCUGUCCGGGGUCCCGGGGGCGCACCCGGUGCGGGCCAACGUGGUGGCCGUCGACACGCUUCCGGGCGCGGACCUCACGGCCCUGCUGGCUGUCCGGGUGAUCUGCGACGUGCACGUGAGGGCGAAAGCCCUGGCCCUCAACACGUGCUGUGAGAAAACAUUCGACGAGUCCACCAUCAUCGAGGGCCUGGAGUCGUCCGUGCCGGUGCUCUCGGCCACGCGGAAUGGCGACGCCGUCGUCCUGCGCUUCGCCGGUUCCAUGGUGCCCGCGGAGGUUCACCUCUUCCGACAGCGGCGGGUCGUCUAUCCACGGCUGCCCCGUCCUCUGCAGUGUGGCCGAUGCGGCCUCUUCGGCCACGCGACUUGGCAGCUAGAAAGGAGGGUUGCUGCCACUCUCGCCAACUCCAAGCCGCGCAUCACGCGCAAACAAGCGCUGGAGCAUGUGCGGGGCAGCGGCGCUACGGCAGCACCCUCACCCAAGCAACAUCCCGUUACCCAGCGGGCGACGAAGCGGGGGCCACCUUCGUCGCGACUGCAGCCGGGGCUGUCAUACUCCGCGGCCCUCAAGGGUGGAACUCAAGCAGGCAGCAGCAGCAGUACCAGAGGCGACUCGGGCGAACCGCCCGCCACCGACGACAACCCGGCGCAGCCCCCCGGAGCUUCGCCACCGGCCACAACCGAGCUAGUGGUGACGGCGCUCGCCUCGGCUCUCCGCUCCCUCCUCGAGUUGGUACCCGCCGACUCGCCGGCGCGUCACAUGUGUGUGGCGGCACUGGCAAUGCAUGACGCCCUGGUUCAGCAUGGCUAG